CUGCUCCUCCCGGCCCGCCUCCUCCUGCUCCUCCUGCCGGGGAACAGUUUGAGGAGUCGGGUUCCGGAGCUCCGCGGUGAGAGUGCUUCACUUGUCCGUGGAGGCACGGAGCAGCCCCGGAGAGCCGGACGGACUCUACUCUCCGCGGGCAGACAUGGACUGAGGGGGCCGGGCGGAGUCCGGCUGGAGCCCAGGCCCCUCCCCCAUGCGUCAUGGCGUCUCGGCUGCUGGACCGACUCAGACGCUCGCUGUUCAGAGACGGUCAGGGGGCGGGACCCGAGGAGCAGGAGGAGCAGCCGGAGGAGGAGCGGGCGCCGCCCAGGGAGGAGCGCUGGGAGGCGGAGCUGGAGGAGGAGGAGGAGUGUGUGAGCGAGCGGCUCGGAGGAACGCUGUGCUUCGACGCUGCAGGAGGUGGAGGAGCGGAGGAUGGAGCUGAGGGCGAAGACUCGGGGCCGGACAGCGACUCUGACUUCUUGGGAGAGUCGAUGGAGGACGGCUUGAGCAGCACUGACAUGAGUCCCGUCAGCCCCUCGCCAUCUUCCCUGCUGACUCGACAGAUCCAGGAGAGCUGGCGGAGCCUGCGUGGAUCCGGAGGGGUUAGCCCCGCCCCCUCUGCUCGGCGCCAGGUGGACUUCUUGCUGUUUGAGGUGACGGACGCCAACGUGGUGCAGGACGGAUCCUCCAAAUAUGUGCUGUACACCGUCCACGUCAUCCAGUCCGGCGGCAGCGAUAAGACUCCAGCCGUAAUCACUCGCCGUUACUCGGACUUCCAGCGGCUCCACGCCACGCUGCGCCGUCACCAUGGAGACCAGAUGGAGCGCGUCUGCUUCCCACGAAAAAAGCUCCGCAAGAACUUCACGGCUGAGACCAUCGCCAAGCGCAGUCGGGCUUUCGAGCAGUACCUGUCACACCUGUGUGCGUUGCCCGACCUGCGGGGGGCGCUGUGCGUACGCCACUUCUUCUACCUGAGCGACUUGCAGACGGCGCAGCUGCUCAUCAGGGUGGGAAGUUACCAGGAUGCUUUGGGGCCGCUGCUCAACGCCAAGAGGCUGCAGCACAAGCUGGGCUGGGCCUGUUGCCAUGACAACCAGUCCCAGGCCGCCCCCACCUCCAACUCCUCAUCGCAUUGGUUCUUCACGCUGGUGGGGCUGUCGUUCUGCUUCCAGGAGGCAGAGCAGCUGGAGGAGGCCCGGGAUCACUGUGACCACGCCCUCCACGUCCUCACGCCCGCGCUCGCUCACACCGGCGGCGAGGAUAGGCCCCUCCCAUCGGACGGGAGGCCACACCCACUUCUGCUGCCGCUGCUGCAGACGGUGGUCCGGCUGUCGUGGCAGACCGGGCAGGACAAGCGGCAAUGGGAGGAGCUUCUGCACCAGCUGGAGGAGCAGGGGGCGGGGCUAGACAAUCACCCAACCGUCAAAGAGUUUCUGGUCAAACAUAAUCUGCAGGAGGGCGACGACUGAAACCACCACGACGCAACGCAGACAAUCAGGCUAGCAAACUUGAUACAAGCACCACGGAUCUAAUUCCGUAUCUGUGUUACAAAAUUUCAAAACAUGGUGAGAAAAAGUUAUUUUCAAGAAGAGGAAAGAUAUAUUUUGAAUUAAAAGGGAAAUGAACUUGUAAAUGUGGACUUUUCUCCAUUAAUCUUGGAGAACAUAUUACCGUUUCUGAGUCUUACGACACGCCUUUCAUGUACGACGCAGUUCCCGGUUCUCGGCACAUCUGUGUGUAGUGUGUAUGACUUAUCUGAGCGUACCAAGUUAACUCAAGUCUGCUGCACUUCGUAAACCGCAAGCGUCAAACAUCAGGUCAGUAGUGCUAAUCAGGAGUAGAUGAGGGACUCAAACAAACGUGAAUGAGAGGAACCAGAAAGAAUGUAUUCAGUAGUUUGUAUUUAUGCUAGCAGAAGUGGCGGGGCUAUUAAUGUCUACUGCAUGCGGCCACUAGGGGGCGAUCUGAGAUCUUUAGGCACCUUCUCUGCUUUUAAUGUGUCUUUUUUAUAUAUAAAAAAAGUUUUUUUUUUACAAAAGGAAAUAAGAAUAAAGAAAGUUGGGGCUGAACUGUGGUACUGUAGUGAGAAGGUUCUGGGUUCACAUCUGUGUGGAGUUUGCUUGUUUGACCCACGCUUGUUUGGGUUCACUCUGGUUUCCUCUGUUGGUCCAAAAACAUCCGCGUGAGGGCGACCCCCGAAGGCCCCAUUUCCACGACAGGGUUUAAAGAAAAACAUUGUUUCUGCAUUUUCGUUUCAGGAAAGUUUGAUUUUGACACAGCAGUGUUCUCAAAAUGAUUUCCGUUUACAUGGAAAUGCUGGAAACGACGUAGUAGCAUGUCAGGCCACUAGAGGGUGCUGUUUUUUUGUUUUUUGUUUUUUUUGGAAUGAAAUCUCUCAAAAAAUUUGCACAGAAAACAGACUGUGGCCAGAAGAAUUGCUGAAGAUUUUUUACUAUGGCUGCUGUGUGCGUGCGCAAUGGCAGCAUGUCUGCCGUCUCCACGGAAACAGAGCGUUUUCAAAAAUUAGCGUUUUCCUCCAUUUCCAUGGAGACAACGUUAGAGUGUUGUGAAAAAACUGCAUUGUCUCCUGUUUUCAUGGAGACACAAUUGGAGUGUUUGUUCAGAAAGUUGCAUUUUCUCUUGAAAUUGUUGCAGUGUAAACAGGCCCUAAACUGCCUAUAGAUGCGAAUGUGAGAGUGUGUGUGUGUGGUUUGUGUCUUUCUGUUUGCCCUGUGAUGGACGGGCGGCCUGUGUGGAGUGUGUCCUGCUUUCACACACAGUCAGCUGGGAUCGAUGAGCUGGUAAAGAAGGAUGGAAAAAAAAUGUGUUAAAUAAUGUGUUUAUAUCAGGAAUGUAUGUGACAGCAUAACACAAUAAAAUCUGUGAUGAAA
Messenger RNA from Salarias fasciatus (jewelled blenny), 2885 nucleotides. It is a transcript of the gene snx21, whose product is annotated as sorting nexin family member 21. Gene Ontology annotation, cellular component: early endosome membrane. Gene Ontology annotation, molecular function: phosphatidylinositol phosphate binding. The transcript is spliced from 6 exons. Bases 213 to 1463 code for a protein of 416 amino acids. The record is from RefSeq and is a predicted model, not a curated record. Lineage: Eukaryota; Metazoa; Chordata; Actinopteri; Blenniiformes; Blenniidae. Gene Ontology annotation, biological process: protein transport.